AUGGAGGAGUCGCGGCUGCGCGUCGCAACGCCGGACGGAGGCCGUCAUGGAGGGGGCUGGAGCGCCAUGGUGGGGGCCGAGCACCGGCCCUGGAUCCGGCUUCCCUGCCCCCGCCCCCGCCAAGGUGUCUUUCAUGAUGGGGAGCUCGAUCUGGCAGUAGGAAGGUGUUGUGGCGCCGAAACUGUGCUGCAGCUUGCAGGAGUCAAUGACAGGCUUGAUGUCCGACCCCUCUCCAGUUUCCACCCAGGGAAGCAGGUCUCUGAGAACUUUGUUCCUGGGAGAAUGUAUAAUUGCAAAUAA
This is a messenger RNA of Miscanthus lutarioriparius, 300 nucleotides long. NCBI's taxonomy places the organism in Eukaryota, Viridiplantae, Streptophyta, Magnoliopsida, Poales, Poaceae. The record is from the annotation of a GenBank genome assembly.